AAUCAUUGCCCGAAGGUGUGACGGGCCUGCAUGGGAAUACUGAAUGACAUCAUUCAUCAGGAACUUGCGUAGCGUAAAUUAGGAUAGUGCUCAUAUUUCUUGGAUUUGGACUAUUAUUUUUUAUUUUAAGGGAUCAGAUUGGGACUUCCUGAUUGUUAAUUUGUGCCGCAUCUCGUCGUAAUUUCCCAUGCUUGGCUUGAGAAAGAGAAACCGUGCAAAUGGUGAAGUGAGAAAGUGCGUACUGUGUCCAAAGUUGGAUUAUAGUGAAACAUAAUUAUCCAAAUUUUACAAUAAAUGUCUCGAUGAAAAUGAUGUCUGUGUACUAUUUCAGUAUCAUAGCAAUUUUCGGCUCAUUGCAAGUUAUUGCUAAUAACGAUUAUUACGUUAAACUGUCACACGAUGGUCCAGUUGUCUUGGGUGGUUCGAUAACAUUCAGAGCUGAUGUUUUUGCCCGGGAUGGGUCAAGACCUCAUUUUAAAUUUAUCUAUGAAUGGUCAGAUAAUGCUUUUAGAGGACACCAUUUCUUGUCGCCUCCAACGAGGAAUGCAACAGCGUACUACACUGUAAGUUAUCCUGAAUCUGAGGGUUAUGUUAUUGGUAUCUAUGAGAUGGAAGUAAAAGUUACAAAAGAGUAUCUUCCAUUUUUGUGGCAUCUUAUCACAAGCCGUCGUAUUGAGUAUCAAGUAACGCAACUUCUGAAUGGUAACGUUACCAUAGUUCAGUCAAAUAAGACCGUAGAAGGCACCUACGUUUCUUCAGGUUCAGAAGCAGACAUAAAAAUUGAGUUGCGGGAAGGCGACGCUCAGUUUCUUUCGAAUAAUGCGACUUUGGUCUCUACCUAUUGGUUUAUAGACUGCAAGUAUUAUGGGCAGACGAACGAUUAUAAUUUUAAAACUAACUUUACGAAAGUGAACACUACAUACAACAUAGAAGCACUGAUAGUGGCUUCGUUUGAAUCACCUCAAACCAUUUCUGUUAAUAGUUCAACAGCUUCGAAUUCUUCGACAACGUCGAGUCCUAUAAUUUUGAAGCCUGCGAUACCAAUAACAAUGGCGAUAAGUGCACCAAAUGCGACAACAAUCACACCUAAUACGACGGUAUAUCCACUUGGGAAUUUAUCGUUUCCGUUCGUCUGCUUGAACUCGUCAAUCAUCCCUCCUGAUCCUAAAAAGACCUAUGGAUACUUCAACAAAGAGAUUAAUGUUAAAGCCCCAAUCGCCGAAAUAGCAGUAGAGGGUACAAACUGGAUACGACCAUGGGAUAUGUUAUCCCUAAACGUAACCUGCAAAGGCUCAGGCCCUUUCUACAAGUGCCUUCAAUACCAUCGUGGCAAAUAUAACAUUACAGGCAACGAGACUUGUUACGAUACUGACCAUCUUCAAACCUGCAACUUCUCCAUCAUUCACUACUUUCUUGAGCCUAGUGUUUCCACAAUCGUAAUGAUUCUCCAAAACGAUGUCAGCACUCAAAUAUAUCCAAUCACCGUUAACAUAUACAGUGCCACCGUUCAGCCUCAGCUAUCAGUAAUCAUCGUGCCAGUCACCUGCUCAUUGGUCGCUAUCGUACUAAUCAUUUUCGGAAUUGCGUACUAUAUUCAGAGCAGAGCCAGGUUUACCGUCGAAGUAGCGGACUUCGAUUUCGGGAAAAGCAAUUCGGAAAUGGAGUAUAAAACUUUUAGGGAGAGAUUGCGAGAUUCAUUCAAUAACGCUGUAAGACCUGGAAUUACAAGAAUAAUACGCCCACCCUACUAUGGAAGCAUGAACCACUGACUGAUUUUUCACUAAUCAUGAUCUAUCUUCUGCAAAGAUCGAAAAUGGUUACAAACCGCUGCACGAUUCGCAAAUUUUGCAAUGAGGGCGCCUUCAAAACAAAAUACGUACUCCUGAAAUAUUCGCCUGCUUAUGUUGAGAAGAAAGUGACUCCGUUUGUAGUGAAAAGACAUAAUACAUUUUUAAUCCAAAUUAAAGUAGUUGUCUGCAUUCGGAUAGUGAAACGCGCUUAUUUGUUACGAACUUUUGGACGAUAUAUAAUUCUGGACUCAGUAUUCGUAGACAUUAAUUAGCAGUAGACACUUAACUAUCUACUGCACGAUGAUUUCCAGUAAACCGUGAAAUAUAACAUUUAAUUGGAAUUGUAUAUAAAGAAAGUUAUACAUAGGCUGUGAAAAUGGAACACAAGAGAAUGUUAAUUUUGCAUUACAUUUUACGAGGUUCGUGUCCAAAAGUAGCAUUAUCUUUUGGAACUAGACCUUUAGGAAAAAUGCAAAUUAAUUAUAAUCUGCAAACAAAAACUGCUCAUAGAAAUGUGUAAUAUUUUUAUUUUAUAGGGCGACUUUUGCUGUUAUACUGUAAAUUUCUAUGGUUAGAAUCUAAUCAACUAAACGCUUGAGAUCUUUGGAAUUAUCUUCGUGUAACAACACCAGCUUUGGACUCAUCAGAAUUUUAUGAAAAGUGUUGAAAUUUCACAAGAAGGUAAUUCCAGAUUCGAUACAAAUUAAUGUUUUACUUUUUAUAGAAUUUUGCGUAAUCUACGAGUUACUCUUAUUUCUUAAUAUUAUGCCGGAACCUAUACGGUUUGGUCAAAUAAUUAUUUGUAUGUAUGUAUGUUUGUAUAGUUUCUGAUAUGUAUAUAAUAUAUUGUAAAGACACACAGAA
Belonocnema kinseyi is the source of this 2654-nucleotide messenger RNA. RefSeq lists its product as uncharacterized. Lineage: Eukaryota; Metazoa; Arthropoda; Insecta; Hymenoptera; Cynipidae. The coding region runs from base 303 to 1769 and encodes 488 amino acids. The record is from RefSeq and is a predicted model, not a curated record. The transcript has 7 exons.